CUUCUGAGCCCUGCCCAGUGCCCUGACUGACUAACCUACACUCAGUAGUUAGACAGCUAACAAACCACACAGGCUCCGAGGAAGACUCCAAGGACACUCAAAGUGUUUUUUCAAAGAUGCCAUAUGUUCUGAUCAGCACAUUACUGCGUCUGGAGACAGGUCCUACCAUGGUCGGUGAUGAAUUCUCAGACCCCGCUAUCAUGAACUACCUGGGAGCCAAAAAGACCAAUGCAUUGGGUAACAACUUUUCUGAGUACCAUGUUGAGGAGCCUCCCCGGGUGGUCAUGGAUAAAAUGGAAAAGAUGGGCUUCUCUGUGAUCAGCAUGACUGGUGUGGGACAAACACUGGUCUGGUGUCUGCACAAGGACAGCCCUAUGUGACGGAAGCUCCAGUCUAAUGUCACUAGAGGGAGCCACAGCAAUUUCCUCGUAGGGACACAAUCACAAAAGCACACCUGUUCUUGUAAGCAUGUUAGACCUUAAUCUUUAUUGUUUACUCCCAGCAUCUAACUCAAGCAAGUCAGCUAAAGUCUAAAUUCAUAUUUGUAAUUGGAUCACGUUUAAUUGUAUAUGUAGUACUGUACUUGUUUCACCUGUAUCCUACAUACAAUAUAGUAGGUAGUGCAUACAUUAUAGUACACUGUGUGAUAUGUCAAUGUAAUGUACACGUAGAUACAGUCCAGUGACCCUCUAUUGGAGAAUCCUCCAGAAAAUACCAAGGUUGAGUGCAGAUCACCGUCCAAACCUUCAUCUUUAACCUUUUUACAGAUGUUUCCCCUACAAGGACAAAUAAACAGUGUGGAUUUCAAUGGAUAAGAACAAUAAAAUAUAAUUAGCACGUCACCGCAUUGAUAAUUUGUUGCUCAAGAAUGUUUGAGAGAUGAGCAUUUGACUUUAAGCUUCAUGUGUAGGAUAUUUCUUAUGGUAUUGUCCCCUUUGUUUGUACCAGGAACUGGUUAUAUUUGGUUUUAGAGUAUGAAAAAGCUGCAUGGCCAACACUUUGUGUUUAGGAUGUGCUGAUCCACUGUGGUAGAGAGAGUACCUUCAAAACAAUUACCUGGUGAAUGUAUUUUGAUUAUAUGACAAAUAAUCAUAAUAAUCAAGUUCAUAAUCAAAAUAAUUGUAACUUAAACUCAACUGUUUCUGUCAUAUGCUAUUAUCCCCACAUGCCAAAAAUGAGAGUGAGGGCUUGGUUGCAUGUGUCUUCCAUAGUGUACAUGAACCAUGAGAUGCAUGUUGUUAUUUACCAUGAGCCAGGCCAUAGCUCCCUCACAAGUGUGUUUCUCCAUGUUUCAAAAUCCCAAGGAUCUAAUGUGUCAUUUUGAAGGUCACAACUAGGAAGCCACUGUGAUAAAGACAGUUUCAACAAAUUCCAGGAGCACAGAGGAUGUUGGAUGGAAGGUUGUUUGGUUACACAUUUCAGCCAAAAAUGUAGUCAGAUGACAGAUAACAACAGAAAAUGUCACGGUAUGAGUGCCAGCCCUCGUUGAU
Osmerus eperlanus (European smelt) is the source of this 1490-nucleotide messenger RNA. RefSeq names its product GTP cyclohydrolase 1 feedback regulatory protein-like. Gene Ontology annotation, biological process: negative regulation of biosynthetic process. Bases 117 to 380 code for a protein of 87 amino acids. Gene Ontology annotation, molecular function: GTP cyclohydrolase binding. The record is from RefSeq and is a predicted model, not a curated record. The transcript has 3 exons. Gene Ontology annotation, cellular component: cytoplasm; nucleus. NCBI's taxonomy places the organism in Eukaryota, Metazoa, Chordata, Actinopteri, Osmeriformes, Osmeridae.